This is a messenger RNA of Camelus dromedarius (Arabian camel), 2981 nucleotides long. RefSeq names its product solute carrier family 1 member 5 (gene SLC1A5). Gene Ontology annotation, cellular component: plasma membrane. Gene Ontology annotation, biological process: L-aspartate import across plasma membrane. The record is from RefSeq and is a predicted model, not a curated record. NCBI's taxonomy places the organism in Eukaryota, Metazoa, Chordata, Mammalia, Artiodactyla, Camelidae. Gene Ontology annotation, molecular function: symporter activity; L-aspartate transmembrane transporter activity; neutral L-amino acid transmembrane transporter activity.
UUCCGCCAAAACGCCUCAGAGCCACGCGGCGCUCCAUGAGGUCCGUUCUUGGCUAACAGCUGUUACCUCUCGGGAUCCCGGACCGCCGCCGCCUUCGGCACCCAGGGGACUGGUUCUUCCCUCCCCGGCCCAGAAGCCUGGCUCCGCUCUUCCUGGAGCUCUGUCCUCCGGCCCCCAGACAGGCUCCCCAGCCUUCGGUUUCCAGGACCCAGGCACCCCGGGUCCCCGACGCCCGGAUCAAGGAGUCCCGGAUCUGCGCCACCGAGACAUAACUAGCCUCUUGAAGACCUCCGCCUCCUUGACGUCUUCAGCCUUCCGGUGCCAAGGACCCCAGGUUCCAGCUUGAGAAACUUAACCCCGAGUGCCAAGAACCCCAGGUACUCCCACCUCCCAGCUUUUGAGCGCCAAACACAGCCUGGAAGAGUAGAGGAGCCCCAGCGUCCAGCCUAGUGAAUUUCAAACACUCCAGCUUCCGAGAGCCAAGGAACCUAGGCUCUGUGAACUCACAACUCCAAGGAACCCUCCGAAGUUCCAGCCUCCAGGCUCCGUUAACUCAGUUCUAGGGAAAGUCAGCGUCCCGGGAAGGAGCCUUAAGCGCUCUUAAGCGCUCCUAAGCGCUCCUAAGCGCUCCCAGCUUCCAGGCGCUAAGGAACCCCGGGGCGAUCAUCAUGGUGGCCGAUUCACCUAAAGGAGACUCCAAAGCGUACGCGGCGGCGGCGCCCACCGCCAACGGUGCCUCGGCGUUGGUUCCUCUAGAGGACCCAGGCGCAGCAAAAGGCGGCAGCUGCGGCUCCCGGAAUCAGGUGUGCCGCUGCCUUCGAGCCAACCUGCUGGUGCUGCUGACGGUGGUGGCGGUGGUCUUGGGCGUGGCGCUGGGGCUGGGGGUGUCGGGGGCCGGCGGCGCACUAGCGCUGGGCCCCGCACGCCUGGCUGCCUUCGCCUUCCCUGGCGAGUUGCUGCUGCGCCUCCUAAGGAUGAUCAUCUUGCCGUUGGUGGUGUGCAGCCUGAUCGGUGGCGCCGCCAGCCUGGACCCGAGCGCGCUCGGCCGUCUGGGCGCCUGGGCGCUGCUAUUUUUCUUGGUCACCACAAUACUAGCUUCUGCGCUCGGCGUGGGUUUGGCGCUCGCGCUGCAGCCGGGAGCCGCUUUCGCAGCUAUCAACGCCUCGGUUGGAGCCUUCGGCUCGGUGCAAGAAGCCCCCAGCAAGGAGGUGCUCGAUUCGUUCCUGGAUCUUGUGAGAAAUAUCUUCCCCUCCAACCUGGUGUCCGCAGCCUUUCGCUCAUAUGCUACCUCCUAUAAGGAGAUACCAUUUGAUGAAACCCUGGUGAAGGUGCCUGUGGGGGGUGAAGUGGAGGGUAUGAACAUCCUAGGACUGGUGGUGUUUGCCAUCGUCUUCGGCGUGGCCCUGCGGAAGCUGGGGCCUGAAGGAGAGCUGCUCAUCCGUUUCUUCAACUCCUUCAAUGACGCCACUAUGGUGCUGGUCUCCUGGAUCAUGUGGUAUGCUCCUGUGGGUAUCAUGUUCCUGGUGGCCGGCAAGAUCGUAGAGAUGGAGGACGUGGGGAUGCUCUUCACCAGUCUUGGCAAAUACAUCCUCUGCUGCCUGCUCGGCCACACCAUCCACGGGUUCCUGGUGCUGCCCUUCAUCUACUUCCUCUUCACUCGCAAAAACCCCUACCGCUUCCUCUGGGGCAUCAUGACGCCGCUCGCCACUGCCUUCGGGACCUCCUCCAGCUCAGCCACUCUGCCGCUGAUGAUGAAGUGCGUAGAGGAGAAGAAUGGCGUGGCCAAGCACAUCAGCCGCUUCAUUCUUCCCAUCGGUGCCACUGUCAACAUGGACGGAGCUGCGCUCUUCCAGUGUGUGGCUGCAGUGUUCAUUGCACAGCUCAACCAGCAGUCAUUGGACUUCGUGAAGAUUAUCACCAUCCUGGUCACCGCCACAGCAUCCAGUGUGGGUGCAGCGGGCAUCCCAGCUGGAGGUGUCCUCACUUUAGCCAUCAUCCUUGAGGCAGUCAACUUGCCGGUUCAUGACAUCUCCUUGAUCUUGGCUGUGGAUUGGCUAGUGGACCGGUCCUGUACUGUCCUCAAUGUGGAAGGUGAUGCCUUUGGGGCGGGACUCCUUCAAAAUUACGUGGAUCGUACAGAGUGUCGUAGCUCAGUGCCCGAGCUGAUCCAGGUGAAGAGUGAGACGCCCCUGCCUGUCCCCGCCGAGGAAGGCAACCCUCUCCUCAAAACUAUCCGGGACCUGCUGGGGAUGCUGACCCCUGUGAGAAGGAAUCAGUCAUGUAAAUCCCAGUAGGACCGUCCCUGCUCUGACAGGAGGUGCUUUGGACAUUGGAAUCAUACAGGGUGGGUGAACAGACAAACAGGGGCUCUUGGGGGAGCCCUGCACACACACUUGGGGAGCCACCAGCCUCAGCCUCUCUCCCUGACAUCCGAUGUGAGGGGCCUCGCUGCUGGGGUCUAAGCAUAUGCAUGUAUGUGUGAGUCUGUCCCCAAAUCUCCCCAAUCUUCGACUCCUGUCCCCACCUGAGGCUAGGAAACAGCAAGAUGGAGUAGUGUCCUCCCCAUCCCACCUUGUGAACCUGCCUGGCCUCCCUGUCUCGGGGCUCAGGGCAUCAUGGGAAAUUCUGCCCUCUUUGAGCAGAAGGAUGUUUUGACAGGUUGCUGGUUCCUUUGCUGGUUAUUUUGGUGGCUGUAGCUCUAGCUCUGUAUGUGUGUGUUCUGUGGCUCUCCAUGGUACAUUCCACCUUGUCCCCAGGCCAUCUGUUCCCUCCACAGUAACAGAAACACUCCUAGGAAACUGAGGACAAAUACUGGUUUCUCCAGAGGACAUUUUUAGCAAUAAAAUGGUCACGUAUAUCUAAUCAGAUGUGUUUAAGAAUUCAACUACAAGGGCUAGCCAUGCAGAAAACAACAAACAACAACCCAAAAAACGUGAUCAAUUGGACUUCACUGAAAUAAAAUAUCUGUUCAUCAAAAAACA